Molecule: messenger RNA, 806 nt
Organism: Saccostrea echinata
Lineage: Eukaryota; Metazoa; Mollusca; Bivalvia; Ostreida; Ostreidae
Exons: 3
Coding region: 1-729 (242 amino acids)
Source: RefSeq, a predicted model, not a curated record
AUGUAUAUGCCGCUGUGUGUAGGAAAGACAAAACUGGAAAACAACCAAAUCACUAAUCGUAAGGGAAACAUCUACACAAAUGUUCAAAUAGCUUCUAAUGGAGAGGAAAAGAUUAUGGAGCUUAGACGAUCUGGAAGGACUAGACGGUCUCCCAGGUGGCACAGCGACUAUGUGGUGGAGAUUCCGGUACGGAGGACUCGGGUUAAGCAGAGGGUGACAGUUGAAGAUGCACCUCAACAGUCUGAGGAGAUGGCACUGCCACUUUCUGAGGCUAUUCAGGAUCUUCCUGAGGAGAGGCCAGAACAAACUGUGGAGAUGGCUGUGCCAUCUGCUCAGUUUGUGAUGGCUGACGCUCAGCCAGAGACUGUCCAGUCUGAGGAAGUGUGUCUGCCAUCCCCGCAGCCUGUACUAGCCCUUCCUUGGCUAGGAUCUGAGCAGACCGUGGAGGUGGCGCUGCCAUCUCCUCAGCCUGAUCAGGUUCCUGUUAAGGAUGAGGUUGGACAGACUGUGGAGAUGGAACUGCCAUCUACUGAGAUUGUUGAGGGUCAUCCUCAGCUCUCGUCCAGCUGUGACCCCCCAGCAGUGGUGCCCCUUCGUCCUCAGCCACCACCAGUGAGGGAACCUAUGAGGCGAGGCUUUACAGCAGGAGGGUUAGUAAGUAAGCAGAAAGUUUCGAAACGAUAUGGUACCAUAUUUUAUAAAGCGAUGUGCGCUUUAUUGGGUUCUUAAACAAGUGCAUCAAAAACAGUGCAUUAAUUUUGUAAAAACUGAAUGUUAUAUAAUCCAUUUCGAAGUUCUGUCUCCCU